Molecule: messenger RNA, 1708 nt
Organism: Ipomoea triloba (trilobed morning glory)
Lineage: Eukaryota; Viridiplantae; Streptophyta; Magnoliopsida; Solanales; Convolvulaceae
Product: pyruvate dehydrogenase E1 component subunit beta-1, mitochondrial
Exons: 14
Coding region: 109-1233 (374 amino acids)
Biological process (GO): pyruvate decarboxylation to acetyl-CoA
Molecular function (GO): pyruvate dehydrogenase (acetyl-transferring) activity
Source: RefSeq, a predicted model, not a curated record
UGAUUUAUAUUGUGUGCAGGGUUGUGUUGUAUAGGGUGGUCAUAUAAUUCUAUUUUUGCUGCAUUUUGUUUGUUGAUUAGGGUUGUGUUCAUCUUCGAAGAAGCGAGUAUGUCCGCAGUUAUAGCUCGCAAAAUGGCUUCCAGAGGCAUUUCUUCUUUGAGUUUAAAUCACCUGUUGAUGAGAAGUAGGGUAUCUGCAUCCAGAUGUUACUCUUCUGCAGCAAAAGAGAUAACAGUGCGCGAUGCUUUAAAUUCCGCGCUUGAUGAAGAAAUGUCUGCGGAUCCUAAGGUCUUUUUGAUGGGUGAAGAGGUCGGAGAGUACCAGGGUGCAUACAAGAUUUCAAAAGGUCUUUUGGAUAAAUAUGGUCCGGACAGGGUUCUGGAUACACCUAUUACGGAGGCUGGAUUUGCUGGGAUUGGAGUAGGUGCAGCUUACUAUGGUCUGAAGCCUAUUGUGGAAUUCAUGACAUUUAACUUUUCAAUGCAGGCAAUUGAUCAUAUCAUUAAUUCUGCUGCAAAGUCAAAUUACAUGUCUGCUGGCCAGAUAUCUGUACCUAUUGUUUUCAGAGGCCCUAAUGGAGCUGCAGCUGGUGUUGGUGCCCAACAUUCCCAGUGCUAUGCAGCUUGGUAUGCUGCAUGCCCAGGAUUGAAGGUGCUGUCUCCGUACUCUUCUGAAGAUGCUCGUGGCCUUCUCAAAGCUGCUAUUAGGGACCCAGAUCCUGUUGUUUUCCUUGAAAAUGAAUUGCUAUAUGGUGAGUCCUUCCCUGUAUCAGCUGAAGCUCUUGAUUCUAGUUUCUGUCUUCCAAUUGGGAAAGCUAAAAUUGAGCGUGAUGGGAAGGAUGUGACAAUCACUGCUUUCUCAAAAAUGGUUGGUUAUGCUCUCAAGGCUGCUGAGAUUCUUGCAAAGGAAGGAAUCAGUGCUGAGAUUAUCAAUUUGCGCUCAAUCAGACCACUUGAUAGAUCUACAAUCAAUGCUUCUGUUAGGAAAACCAACAGACUGGUAACUGUGGAGGAAGCAUUUCCUCAACAUGGUGUUGGCGCUGAGAUCUGUGCAACUGUAGUUGAGGAAAGCUUUGAGUACCUUGAUGCACCAGUUGAGAGGAUAGCUGGGGCUGAUGUGCCUAUGCCUUAUGCAGCAAAUCUUGAAAGAAUGGCUGUUCCACAGGUUGAAGACAUUGUACGUGCAGCAAAAAGGGCUUGCUACAGAUCAGUUCCAAUAUCAGCCACUGCUUAGGAUAUUUUGGACCAGUUAACAUUUUCAUACGAUGCGGAUAUUGAUUCUUUGUCCACAUUGGGGCUUUCCUUUUGCUGCGUCUAGCUCGUUACUGAGCUAUCAAAAAUAAAUUUUGUUUGGUUUGUAACACGAUAUAGAAGAUUGCAUGCUCCUAGAAAGAAAAGAUUAGCUAGCCAUUUUUUGGAUCUUUGUCAUGCUUAAUAAUAAUAAUGAGAAUGUCUAGGGUGGGAAUAGGCCAGACUCCUUGUAGGGGCCUAUGUCCAGGCCUAAUUAAAGUCUAGUUAGCGUAGCUCGUUUAGUAGAAAUGUCACCAAAACUAAACAGGUCAGACUUAUAAAUACUAGGCCUAGCCUAGUAUAUUAUAUUUACCUAAUAUAUAUUUUUAUAUUUACAAUACAAUCCCAAGUAUAUGUAAUUACCAAACUUUAACCCUCCACCUCCAAAAAUUCAUUCUAAAUUAUGAUUCAACUAUAAA